UGGAAUUGCAUUGUCAGAGUUGUAUUACGUCUAGCAAUAAUAGUCAAGAUGGUUGCUCCAGUGAACAAUUCUAUUCUUUACCUAUUGAUCAUAUCACUCUUUUCUUUCGUACAUCUACAAGUAAAAGGUGAUCACAACUCAUCGUUUCUCAAUUUGAAUUCUAUCAGAAGCAAGUCUGUUUUGCUCUAUGAUCGUGUGACGUACCUCAACCAACAUCGUUUGUAUCCCAGCUUGACGUUUACCUGCAAUGGAACUAUCGACAAUAUCACGUUUCUGGCCACUUAUCUAAAUGGCACAUUUGGGUCGUUUUUUUCACUUUGGAGCACUGAAGACAAUUCAACAUGGAUUCGUCAAGGAAACCGUGUUAGAACACAAGAUCAUCAAUUGCAAUGUAAAGAAGAGUGAGCUUUGCAUAUUAUCAGUGUUUGACGUUAGUCUGAAGUUUGAAGCUGGUUAUCAAUUUGGUGUGCAACUGAAUGGUGGUCUACAAAGGGCGUAUGACUUGAUACAUUUAUCAGAAGGUGGAUUUAGUCGUUAUACUGGGCUCAUGGCGGAACAGCGAAGCAGUACAACUCUCACUUUCAAUGAAAUGGAUGGAGCAGUUCCAUUACUGACCAUUGAAACAGAUCACCCGGAGUGUGUGCAAGGUUUCCUCAGUAAAGAUGUGUUUAUGCAUGCAGCUGCGAUAUUGAAUUAUGAACGAACUGUUAGCAAUUCAAACGAUCAGUUUGAAUUUGAAUUACAGCAGUGUUCAUGCCAAGCUCAAGUUACCGAUUUACUGUUCACAGGCAGUUUUGAUCCUGAAGAAUUAAUAGAUGUGUCCACAACAAACUUGACUAUAAAUUUGACCAUUAUUGAUUCGAAUACAUCUGAAACUGUUGCAGCUUUCAGCCUCUCUAAUCAAACUGUUCAAAUGACAGACACACUUAACAUAUUUAAAUACGUAUUAAAUUUUUCACGAAUUGAACUACAAACUCGAAACGUUUCUGUUGAAAUUACUCUUGAUGGUGGUAUUAUUCCAUCAUCUUCCGUAGUGCCUGUUUGCUGCGCACAAGAUAAUGAGUAUUUGAUGUUCACAUCUCUCUUCAUUGACAACAUCGAAAAGGAAGUUUCAAUUGAAAGAUUGCUUCUUUUCCCUGACAUGACAUUUCAAGCCUCAGGGAAUAUAUCGCUGUGGACAUUUACUGCAAGAAGAGAUAUCUUAAUUGAAGAAUCAAGUGAAAUCGAGUUCCUAGUGUGGAGACCCUCUAUAAAUUGCGACACUAUGAAUACAGAAUACGAACUAGUUGGUAGUAAUGCCGUCACAGAUGCUAAGCCCACAGAAUUCCUGAAUGUGUAUGAAUACAGUGUUCCUCAGAGUAAUCAGAUUCAAGUCCAAGAGGGUGAUGUGUUUGCAGUGUUUCAGUCUGGUGGGGAUGCUUUCUCUCUGGUUUUUGUGACUGAUAUCGGACAUUUGUAUUAUAAACCACGACUGAAUCUUAUGAACAGGAAUAGAGAGAAAAUGGAGUUUGUGUCUAGUGGUCACUACUUGUUUCCAAUGGUCAGUUCCAAUAUGACAAUGACAGGAGGUUAUCCUAUGAGAAGCAACACUACAAAUAAGUGUGCUGAUGAGCCUCCGAUAGAUGAAUCGUAUCUACUUAGGAUUACUUUAGCAUGUGGGACUGCAGGAUUUCUUGUUUUAUUGAUUCUCGUUAUUGGGCUGGUGAUUAUGCUAGUGAGAAAUUGCAAGAAAAACACAGACACUGCUGUUUCAAUACCAGGUGACCUUCAUAUGAGCACUCUUGCAAGGAGUUGGACCACUAUUGGAUAUGAAACUAUUCCCCCACUUCUUCCGACUCGCAAUGAGGCUGAAAUUGAGGGCCCCAUAUACUCAGAAGUUGCUCCAGCACUACCACGAGAGUUAUGUGGUACUGAUAUUGAUUUGCAGCAUAAUCAGGCAUAUGGGAAUGCUCCAGCACUGCCACAAGAGUUAUGUAAUACUGAUAUUGAUUUUCAGCAAAACCUGGCAUAUGGCAAGGUUGCUGAGGUUGGCCACUAGCUCUCUGGCGUGGUCCACCACCAACAGACGUUCACAAUUAGCUAAGAACAAAAUGACAUUCCUGAAAGUGUAGUAGAUUUGUAAAAAUGUAGUAAAAUUGGUCAAUAGAGAGAGGGCUCAUGCGCCUCACUGAUAUGCGCAUGCUCAGUAUAAUUACUAUAAGUACAGUCAAGAGUUUAUUAUACGAAGAUUAGAUCCCACUUGUGUGUGUUUAGCAGGGAAUUAUGAGCCAUAAUCUCAUAGUUUCCCAGGGAAUUAUAAGCUUGAGGGUAUAAAGUACAGUUGAGCCUCGGUUAUCCGAAUCCCGGUUAUCCGAAUCCUCGAUUAUCCGAAUGCUAGAGCAUAGUGCAAUCUGAGCAUGCGCAGUAGGAAAUUGCCCACGUGGCUGGCAAAAAGCCAGCUUUUGAUUAUCCGAAUAUUUCACUUACCCGAAUGGGCCCGGGGACAAAGGUGUUCGGAUAACUGAGGCUCAACUGUACAUGUAUAAUUUUUGAAUGUACAGAAAUGAUAAUAAAGCUGUAGCUGCAUGAUAACUAGCUAUGGCUGUUCAGUUUUUUCACUACCAGUUUCUAUAGCGUUUGCUGGGUUGAUGGUAGGGUUCACCAGUAUCUUUUCUAGUCUCUACGAGGAACACUAAGAGCCAAUGAUUUUAACAGUUCUGGGUCCAUGCAUUGUCACAAGCAUGAAAGCAUGUCUUCAACUUGACUUGUAGCUGAUUUGUCAAUUAACUUCGUCCUCCUGACUUCUGUUUCUAUCCUGCAGCCAUGUUUCAAAUUGCAGUAGACUCCUGUGUCUUUUUGGGAACGAUAGUGUACUGUAGCAUUGCUGCAAGCUGUUCCUUGCUAGCUAGCCGUACGUACAUAUCAGAACAGUUUACUGAGAAGCUUGAGCUGGGUGGGGCUUGAGUGCAGAGAAAGAGGCUGGGCUUAUUUGUAGCAGAGCGCUUCCUGCACAAGGUGGAGUCACUACCGUAUUCACCCGAAUUACCGGGACACAAAAAAAUAAUUACGGCUUGCAGUGUCCCUUGGAAUAGAGCAAGAAAAAUUACGUUAAAGUCGAAGUGUCCCUUGUAUUAGGGUGUCCCGUAGUAAUUAGAACGAAUAUUUCCCCAUUUAAGGUAUGUACACAGCCUCGAUUCCAGGCCGAGGCUAGCUCUGCAGCUAAAAUGUCUUUCGUGCAGUUUAGAAGCUGUGUACGCGGGUUCCAUGUCUACAAAGGUGUCUUCAACCGUCAGUGACAUAUUACGGUGCCAGAGAGUAGAAUCCAGAGAGUUUCUAAGAGUUUUGAGUCUCUUUCGAGCUAACAUGCUCUUUUUUGUUCUAAUUAGAUCGGGACGUCUAAAAAUAUUUACAUUUCCUGUUGUUCCUUAAUAUAGAAUGAAAAAAAUUACGUAAGUCCGAAGUGUCCCUUAGAAUAGAGUGUCCCGGUAAUUCGGGUGAAUACGGUAGUUUGUCCAUUCCAAUGUUG
Messenger RNA from Halichondria panicea, 3505 nucleotides. RefSeq lists its product as uncharacterized. NCBI's taxonomy places the organism in Eukaryota, Metazoa, Porifera, Demospongiae, Suberitida, Halichondriidae. The coding region runs from base 290 to 2038 and encodes 582 amino acids. The transcript is spliced from 9 exons. The record is from RefSeq and is a predicted model, not a curated record.